CUUUUAUUUGAUGUAACCGCGCCCGUGAAACCAUAAAUACAGGCCAAGAGAAAAAUUUAUACUAUUGCUGAGCUUUUUUAUCUUCUUUCACUAAUAAAAAAAAAAAAAAAAUGAGUGAACGUGAACAUUUACUCCCUCCUCAUUAUGAGGAAGAACAAGUGACAUUCAAGUCGUCUUUUAUGCAUACUUUGAAGUCUUCUCACAUUAACUGGCUUCUCAUCUUUGUACCCAUUGCUUUGGCUUUUUCCGGUGCCUCUGACAGUGUUGUCUUUAGUUUGAAUUUCAUUGCCAUUAUUCCCCUUGCCAAACUUCUCGGUUAUGCUACCGAGGAAAUUGCCUUAAGAUGUGGUUCCGUUAUUGGUUCUCUUUUAAACGCUACUUUUGGUAAUGCUGUUGAACUUAUUCUCGGUAUGAUUGCUUUAAAGCAAGGAUUAAUCCGUGUUGUGCAAGCUUCUAUUUUGGGUUCCAUCUUGUCCAACAUUUUACUCGUCCUUGGUUGUUGUUUCUUGUUGGGUGGUAUUGGUCGCUCUGAGCAAUCUUUCAAUGCUACUGCUGCACAAACCAACACCUCUCUUUUGGCCUUGACUACUCUUUCUUUGUUGAUUCCUGCUGCUUUUAGUGCUACUGCUGCUACUACCAACGAAGUUAACACUGGUAUUAUUAACCUCUCUCAUGGUACUGCCAUCAUCUUGUUGAUCGUUUACGGUUUGUACUUGGUUUUCCAACUCAAGACUCACUCCGCUUUGUUUGAAGAUGAGGCUGAUGAGGAAGAGAAGCCCCAUACCACCAUUGUCUUUUCUGUUGUCUGCUUGUUGGCUAUUGCUGGUUUGAUUGCUAUUCAUGCUGAACAUCUCGUUGGCGCUAUUGAAGGUGUUGUCGAAGUUUGGGGAUUAAAUGAAACUUUUGUCGGUCUUAUUAUCCUUCCCCUUGUUGGUAAUGCUGCUGAACACGUCAGCUCUGUUACAUUUGCCAUGAAGAACAAGAUGAACUUGUGUAUUGGUAUUGCCAUUUCUUCUUCUCUUCAAAUCGGUCUUUUGGUUUCUCCCGUCCUUGUGUUGACAGGUUGGUUUAUUGAUGUUCCCAUGACCUUUUUCUUUGAGAUUUUCGAAACUGUUGUUUUGUUUGCGUCUGUUAUGAUUGUCAAUUAUCUUAUUGCAGAUGGUAAGUCUAACUGGCUCGAAGGUGCUUUACUCUUGGCCGUUUAUACCAUUGUCGCUAUGGCAUUCUUUUACCAUCCUAUUGUUUAAAUAGAACAAUAAAAAAAAAAGUCUCUUUCUUCGAUGUAACCCCCCUGGCUGGCGGGGUGCACUAUCCUAUUUGUUUUUUUUUUCGUGAUACAUUGCACCGUUUUGUGUUUAUUUACCUUUUAAGAGUGUUACAGAAAAAGAAAGAAAGGGUGGGUCAUAUGGUAAAUUCUGGCAUGGGUGAC
Molecule: messenger RNA, 1429 nt
Organism: Mucor mucedo
Lineage: Eukaryota; Fungi; Mucoromycota; Mucoromycetes; Mucorales; Mucoraceae
Product: calcium/proton exchanger
Exons: 11
Coding region: 111-1247 (378 amino acids)
Biological process (GO): intracellular calcium ion homeostasis; calcium ion transmembrane transport
Cellular component (GO): fungal-type vacuole membrane
Molecular function (GO): calcium:proton antiporter activity
Source: RefSeq, a predicted model, not a curated record